Messenger RNA from Macrobrachium nipponense, 2403 nucleotides. Its product is annotated as ETS homologous factor-like. The coding region runs from base 563 to 1750 and encodes 395 amino acids. Gene Ontology annotation, molecular function: sequence-specific DNA binding; DNA-binding transcription factor activity, RNA polymerase II-specific. NCBI's taxonomy places the organism in Eukaryota, Metazoa, Arthropoda, Malacostraca, Decapoda, Palaemonidae. Gene Ontology annotation, biological process: regulation of transcription by RNA polymerase II; cell differentiation. The record is from RefSeq and is a predicted model, not a curated record. Gene Ontology annotation, cellular component: nucleus. The transcript has 6 exons.
GGCCCGUCGAAGGCUGCUUGUGCAUCGUAGGCCUAGAACUUCUACUGGAGAACUGUCUGGUGCCCCUUUUCUCAGAUCUAGCAAAGGAUUCCGUCUGCUUUUUGUGAAGUUGAUUAACUGAGGCUGGUAUCUAGGCCUAUGGAACUUCUUCUGUAGAGCUGUCUGGUGCUCUUUUUCUCAGAUCUCACAAAGGAUUCCAUCCGGAUUUUUGUGGCGUAGGCCUACUGCCUCAUUCUCUGAGUUCUGUCGUGGAUUUCAAACACUGACGAAGAGAGAGAUCUGUCGAAAAAGACCCACAGGAUUUCGACAGGAUUUACUCUGGCAGUUUGAAAAUCGAAGUCUCCUUUUUCGUUUAUGUGAAUUGAAGACUUUUCAUCGAAAAGGACAACGCCCACCUGACGAAGACCUACUCCGGGGGACAGAGGAAGAGAGAAACCGCACGUGCGAAUCCGUCGCACCCUUGUUCUUGUGUGUGUGUGAGAGAGAGAGAGAGAGAUUGGAUUUUCAAAACAUUAUAAAAGAAAAUAUAAGUUUCAUUUAGCCAAAGGCUACCAGCCAAGACAUGGACUUUGUUGGUUUCGAGAACCUAGAACCUUCCCUGAGUUACGAAGAGGAACUCCUGCUGUUGACGCAGGCGGGCAACUUCGAAAACCUCUACUACACUUAUCUGGUGGACAUGAGUUCCUUCUCUGGCGCCCACGAAGGACGUGACGAUUCCCGAGGAGGCUUCCCGCAGGAGUUUGGGACUUCGGCGGGCGGGCACGAUGUCCCCUGUAGCAGCAGCAGCGGGUACGAAGGGCAUUCCUACGAAGGGGAUGGAAGGUCCUUCAGAAAGAUACCCGUCGGCGACUGGCGGGGCGAGGACUGUGUCGACUGGGCGGACGCCGUCUGCAGGAAGAGGGGCAUUGACCCUGCCUCCAUCAGCACCUGGGAUUUCAGGAAUUCGACAGGGGCCACCCUCCUGCAGUUCUCUCCGGAGCACUUCGUCGCCUUCGUCGGUGACCGGUACGGGGAGGUGUUCUUCCAGGAACUGCAAGCGUUGUGGAGGAAAGGCAACAACGGCAAGAGCAUAUCCAAACCGGCAUCCUCUGAAGGUGCCUAUGGGUAUACCGCGCCAGGAGAGGGCUUGUUCCUAGCCACUUCUGGAGCCUACCAAGACAGCAAGGACAUAUUCAGCUAUACCACUGAGGACCUUAAGGACCUGGCCCAGUAUUUCCCUGACGAGGACUACGAUCCUUUAUCCCACGACCUGCAAGAUUUGGACCUGCUGGAGGAGUUCAUGCCCAUAAAAUACGAUGAACCACAUCUGAGCUAUGAGUAUCCUGUUCCCUCUGAAACUUCACCUUCCUCCUCACUCGCUGCUGCGACAAGUUCCUCAGUCGGAGACCUCGCGAGCACUGAAGACGACGUCUUCAAGAAGAUACCAACAAAUACAAGAAGGAAAGUGAGAGGACCUAGGUCUUGGGAGUUCCUCGUCCGGCUUCUGGUCGACAAACGAACCAAUCCAGCGCUCAUCCGAUGGGAAGAUGAAGCCACGGCCACUUUCCGCCUGACACAGCCGAACAUCAUCGCUCAGAUGUGGGGGAAGCGUUCGAAGAACCCAAAGUUGUCUUACGUUAACUUCGCACGAGGCUUGAGAUAUCACUACAACACAGGAGCUCUUGAGCCCGUGUCGGAACGCCAGUUGGUCUACAGAUGGGGCCCAAAAGCACUCGAGUACCUAGACGAACUGAAGAAGGCACCCCAGUGACGGGACGCUUUGUUUUGGUCUUUCUGAAGACUGACCAUCUCCUGUUGUGAUUGGAGGUCACCUUGCCCUCUCACUUGUUGUGACUGGUCUGGCGAUGAGGAUGGUGAUUAUAAGGUGUGAAUGGUGUUAGAACAAUUAUUCUGUGUCGUGCCAGUCAGUAGUUGUACCUGGUGGCAAACAAUAUCUUGUUGAAGGAUUUAAAUUUCUGGAGAAGCCAAAUCGUACGCAAGCAAGCGUUGGCGGAAGUAUUGGAACCAAAGGUUCGUUCCAUCAUCUGAGUGUCCUUUGUGCAAAGGAGGUGUGAGAUAUCAAACUUUGAGUUAUUCUGUGAAUUAACGCAAUAUUUCGUUUUAUUCUAAGCAACAUUUCUGGAAAAUAUCAAUUUUAAUAGAUUUCUCUUCCUUAGAGGAAGCACGUACCUUUGUAUUAUUUAUUAUGAUUAUUUUAGUACAUAAAUGCAGCAAUAUUUUCCCUCUGUGAUAGAAAUACAUGAAUAUGGCGUCCGUAUUUAUUUGUAUGUUUCCGGAAUUUAUGGCAGGAAUUAAUUUAUUAUGCACAGGAACUAGGGUUAACACAUGUGAUGUUUUUGUAACAGUCGGCUGAGGCUGUGGAAGUUUUCUGUUUGAGAUUUCAUCCUUUGUUCUUAGGAUGAA